UUUCAGCCAUACACCAAUGAAUCAUCGGAAAUUUCACCUGAAAUCGAAAAGAAGACAUCAUUGGGUAACGACAUGUCUCAUCGAGCAGCAACAACCGCCAGCGUGCCAAAGAGAGUACUUGAUCCCGUCAAGUUAGUGGUCGGUGAUCUGCCAUAUGUUGAUUCGUCAUGA
Molecule: messenger RNA, 171 nt
Organism: Caenorhabditis briggsae
Lineage: Eukaryota; Metazoa; Nematoda; Chromadorea; Rhabditida; Rhabditidae
Exons: 2
Source: RefSeq, a predicted model, not a curated record